This is a messenger RNA of Ricinus communis (castor bean), 2011 nucleotides long. Its product is annotated as actin-related protein 4. The transcript has 20 exons. The record is from RefSeq and is a predicted model, not a curated record. Gene Ontology annotation, cellular component: SWI/SNF complex; NuA4 histone acetyltransferase complex. Bases 147 to 1475 code for a protein of 442 amino acids. Gene Ontology annotation, molecular function: chromatin binding. Gene Ontology annotation, biological process: regulation of transcription by RNA polymerase II. Lineage: Eukaryota; Viridiplantae; Streptophyta; Magnoliopsida; Malpighiales; Euphorbiaceae.
CAAAAAUGGACCUAAAAAAACCCGAUCCAAGUCAACACUCUCUCGCUGUUUCGGUCUUUUCUCUUCCAUGACCAGAGAGCAUAUUCUAAAACCCUAACUACACCCCCAUACAAACCCCUCGCUCUCUCUUUCUCUAAUUCGCAAUCAUGUACGGAGGAGAUGAAGUAUCAGCUAUAGUAAUUGACCUUGGUUCUCAUACUUGCAAAGCUGGCUACGCUGGUGAAGAUGCACCAAAAGCCGUUUUCCCCUCCGUUGUUGGAUCAAUUGAUCAAAUGGAAUUGGAUGAUACUACCAAUAAUGAGAAGAACCCUUCAGCAGAUUCUAAGAACAAUAAUGGCAAAGAUUCUGAAAAAGGGAAGGGAAAACGUAAAUUAUAUGUAGGAUCUCAAGCUGUAGGGUUUCGCCGGGACCAUAUGGAGGUCCUGUCACCCAUAAAGGAUGGAGUUGUUGUUGACUGGGAUAUUGUCGAUAAUAUCUGGGACCAUGCUUUCAGGGAAUGUCUAUUGAUUGAUCCUAAAGAGCAUCCAAUGCUGCUUGCAGAACCUUCAUUCAACAGUCAACAGCAGAGAGAAAGGACUGCAGAGCUUAUGUUUGAAAAAUACAAUGUUCCAGCAUUAUUUUUGGCCAAAAAUGCUGUUCUCACAUCUUUUGCCUCAGGACGUCCUACAUCACUAGUUGUUGAUAGUGGUGGAGGAUCAACUACAGUUGCUCCAGUGCACGAUGGUUAUGUUCUUCAAAAGGCAGUGGCUUCUUCUCCUAUAGGAGGAGAAUUUCUCACUGAUUGCUUAUUGAAAAGCUUGGAGAGCAAGGGUAUCACAAUAAAACCUAGGUACUCUUUCAGGAGAAAGGAAAACCGGCCAGGCGAAUUUCAGACAGUGGAUGUUGAUUUCCCAAAUACAACUGAAAGCUACAAACUCUAUUCCCAGAGGAUAAUUGCAAGUGAUAUCAAGGAAUGCGUGUGUCGAGCCCCAGAUACAGCCUAUGAUGAAAAAGCGUACUCAAAUAUUCCAAUGACUCCAUAUGAGCUUCCUGAUGGCCAGACAAUUGAAAUUGGAGCUGAUAGAUUCAAGAUUCCAGAUAUUCUAUUCAAUCCACCUCUGGCUCAGACAAUUCCUGGUAUGGAGAAUUCUCCAGAGAUAGCUCCUAAUGUUCGAGGUUUGCCGCAAAUGGUCAUAGAGAGCAUUAAUAAGUGUGAUGUGGAUAUACGGAGAGAACUAUUUAGUAGUAUCUUGCUUGCUGGUGGCACAGCAUCAAUGCAACAGUUAAAGGAACGUCUGGAAAAAGAUUUGCUUGAGGAGUCUCCUCAAGCUGCUAGAGUUAAAGUGCUAGCAAGUGGAAAUGCAACAGAAAGGAGAUUCAGUGUAUGGAUAGGUGGGAGUAUAUUGGCAUCUCUUGGUUCAUUCCAGCAGAUGUGGUUCUCAAAGUCUGAGUAUGAAGAGCACGGGGCUUCUUAUGUACAGAGAAAAUGCCCUUGAUUACCUUCUUUGUGAAGCAAAGUGAGGGAUGCGAGUGUGUACCUGCACAUAAUGGUGGAUAAGCUAUGGUUUGGGAAAAGCGGUUGAAAGAAAUUGCGAUUUUCAAGCUCCCAUUUUGUCAUCUUAGGUUUGAAAGUAAUAUUGUGCCAUAACACUGACCUUAUAGGACAAAGAUUUAUUAUAGCUUCUAAUCCAAUUUAUGGUAUGUGGACUCAGCACAAAGCUGUAACUAUACAUUGUAUGCCUAACUUAGAUUACAUGUUAUCCGGUUCUCUGGGGAACUUUUUAACAUCAGUUGUGAAGCCGUUGGAUUGGGUAUUUAACAUAUAGACGUAGGAAACUUGGGGCACUUUUAGACAUUGCAAAAGGUAAUUUAUGUUCAUUAUUAGCAGUCUUCUGUUAAGAUGGGAUAUGACUGUCUUCCAAUCUCUGCCUUCGGCUAUAAUUGUAGCUAUAUUGGAAACAGGGUUAUGCUAAUGAACACUCUGCUCUACUGGCAAUCACAAAAGGAGUUUGAAUCUUCUUGUUUCUGUUAA